AGGUCCAUUCAGCACAAGUCUGACCAUUCGGAAUACAUGCUUCAAGACUGUUUUGAUCACGCGGACUGGGAUAUGUUCCGGGUUGCCUCGGAUAAUAACAUUGAUGUAUACACGGACACGGUGGCUGAGUUUAAAAGGAAGUGUAUAGGGGAUGUUGUUCCCACUGUGACUAUUAAAACCUACUCAAACCAGAAACCGUGGAUAGAUGGCAGCAUUUGUGCUAAACUGGAAGCGCGAAGCACCGCAUUUAACCAUGGCAAGGUGACUGGGAAUAUGGUUGAAUACAAACAGUGUAGUUAUUCCCUCCGUAAGGCAAUCAAACAGGCAAAACGUCAGUACAGAGACAAAGUGGAGUCGCAAUUCAACGGCUCAGACACAAGACGUAUCUGGCAGGGUCCACAGACAAUCACAGAUUACAAAGGGAACACCAGCCACGUCGCGGACACCGAUGUCUUGCUCCCAGACAAGCUAAACACCUUCUUUGCCCGCUUUGAGGAUAACACAGUGCCAUCGACACAGUCCGCUUCCAAGAACAGUGGGCUCCCCUUCGCCGUGGCUGACGUGAGUAAGACAUUUAAGCGUGCUAACCCUCGCAAAGCCCUAGCCGCGGACUCAGAGCAUGUACAGACCAGUUUGCUGGAGUGGUUACAGACAUACUCAAUCUCUCCCUAUCACAGUCUGCUGUCCCCACUUGCUUCAAGAUGUCCACCAUUGUUCCUGUACACAAGAAAGCGAAGGUACCAAAAGGGGGUUGGCAUCAAUCAGAGAGGAGCUGUCAGUGGUGCAGAAGUUCCAGUCCUACACCCAAGAUGCCGACCAGAACUACGACUUUGCCAGCAACAGUGUCGUCCAGCAUCUUGAGCCCGGCGAUGAGAUCUACAUCAAGCUGGACCGGGGAUAAGGCAAGAAGUACAGCACCUUCUCCGGCUUCAUAGUCUACGCCGAUGAACAGAUCAUCUAUUUUACGCUAGGCUAUUCACUUCAUCUGCUAUAUUCUCUCGUUUAGAUUGGUUAACCCGCUGUCGUUUAGAAGACAGGUGGUUAAAGAGAAACUGGGGGACCUUGACACAGAAGUGAACCUUUAAAUUUACACUAUAAUGGAUGUUUAGUUUUACGAGUAAAAAUCUCCAAAUGAUGCAAUGUCCAAUAAAGAAAGUUGAACACGUGGAAACAAGGAAGGUGAUGAGUGAAUGUUUCAUGUGUAUAAGCCAAUAUUAAUGCAGGUUAAACAGGAAUGGUGUUAAUGCUUCAUUGCUGUUCAUGGCUUUUGUCAUUGGGUCAACUAAUCAAUUCAUUUCAAUUGGUCUUGUAAGGCAUCUCAGUUCAUGUUAGUCUAUAGAAUAUGGGAAUAAUACUCAGAGGUGAUUAAAACUCUACUGUAUGAA
This is a messenger RNA of Salmo salar (Atlantic salmon), 1385 nucleotides long. The record is from RefSeq and is a predicted model, not a curated record. Lineage: Eukaryota; Metazoa; Chordata; Actinopteri; Salmoniformes; Salmonidae.